Messenger RNA from Canis lupus familiaris (dog), 1861 nucleotides. It is a transcript of the gene SLC49A3, whose product is annotated as solute carrier family 49 member 3. The record is from RefSeq and is a predicted model, not a curated record. Lineage: Eukaryota; Metazoa; Chordata; Mammalia; Carnivora; Canidae. The coding region runs from base 1 to 1431 and encodes 476 amino acids. Gene Ontology annotation, cellular component: membrane. Gene Ontology annotation, biological process: transmembrane transport. Gene Ontology annotation, molecular function: transmembrane transporter activity. The transcript has 10 exons.
AUGGACGGCGGGGCUGGGGGAGGGCGGGGGGCCGGGCGGGGGCCCGAUGCGCCCCCGGCCCUGGGCGCGCUGCUGGGCUACCGCGUCUACGCGCGCCGCUGGCUCUUCCUGCUGGUGCUGAGCCUGCUCAACUGCUCCAACGCCGCGCUGUGGCUCAGCUUCGCCCCCGUGGCCGACAUAAUCGCCCACCACUUCGUCCUCUCCACCGAGCAGAUCAACUGGCUUUCGCUUAUCUACCUCGUGGUGUCCAUCCCGUCCGGCGUGGUGGCCAUCUGGGUUCUGGACUCUGUUGGGCUUCGCUGGGCAACCAUCACGUGCGCAUGGCUGAACUUUGCUGGGAGUACAUUCAGAGCCCUGCCCUCUCUGGCCAUCAAGAUCGAGGACCCGUUUGCCUUCCUUAUGGGUGGGCAGAGCCUCUGUGCCCUGGUGCAGACCAUGGUCAUCUUCUCUCCAGCCAAGCUGGCUGCCUUGUGGUUCCCGGAGCACCAGCGCGUCACAGCCAACAUGAUCGGCACCAUGUCAAACUCCUUGGGCAUCCUGAUGGCCAACCUGCUGUCACCUACCCUGGUGAAGAAGGAGAAGGACAUCCCCUGGAUGCUGGGCAUCUAUAUCAUCCCCGCUGGCCUCGCCUGCCUCCUGGCCACUGCCUGCCUCUGGGACAGCGUGCCCCCCAGCCCGCCCUCUGCGGGGGCUGCCCGCUGCACCUCGGAGAGGUUCCUGGAGGGGCUGAAGCUGCUCCUGCACAACAGGGCCUACGUCACCCUGGCCGUGUGCUUCGGGGGCGGCAUCGGCAUCUUCUCCGGCUUUUUGGCCCUCCUGGAGCAGGUCCUCUGCGUGAAGGGCUACUCGAAGGAGUUUGCAGGCCUUUGCGGGGCCCUCUUCAUCGUUUUUGGGGUCCUGGGGGCGCUGGUUCUCAGCCUGUAUGUGGACCAGACCAAACAGUUCACCGAGGCUGUCAAGAUUGGCUACUGUCUGACCUCCGUGGUCUGCGUGGCCUUUGCCCUGGUGUCUCAGCUGCAGGGACAGACCCUCGCGCUGGUCACCAUCUGCUCACUGCUCGGGCUCUUUGGCCUCUCGGUGGUGCCCAUUGCCAUGGAGCUGGCAGUCGAGUGCUCCUUUCCCGUGAGUGAGGGUGCCGCUGCAGGCCUGGUGGUUGUGCUGGGGCAGGCUGCGGGUGCGCUCGUCGUGGUCCUGCUGACGGCCCUGAGCGUGCGGCGAGCGGAGCCGUCCACCUCCACCUGCCAGGAUGGCCAGGGCCCCCUGGACUGGAAGGUGUCCAUGCUGCUGAUGGCCGGCCUCUGCGCCCUCUUCAGCUGCUGCUUGACGCUCUUCUUCCACACCCGCUACCGGCGCCUGGAGGCUGAGGCCCGCAUGAGCCGCUCCAUCCAGGAUGACGCUGACCGCGCGCCCCAGCCGGCGGCCACCCCCUGAGGCUCCCCGAGGCUCGCCACCCCACGCCACCCCUCGGCCUCCAGUGCGGACCGUAGGAAGCUCGGGGCAGCUCGGUCCUAGAGCCGUGGCCCUGUCCCCCGCCUGUUUGUGGAGCCCUGAGGCCCUGGAGCCCCCAGGACUCGCAGAGAGGUCACGGGGUCCCUAUGGAGUCUGGAAGCCAAAGGAGCAGUUGGUCUGUCGAGAAGUGGUCCUGGGCGUGAAGGGGAGGCCAGGAGGGGCAGGCUUUGGCCACCGCGUGCCAGCAUCCAGCAGCCCGGGCACCCGCGGAGCACAGCGGGGUGGCCUACGGGAGGCCCCGAGGCCGGGGGGACAUGCAGCCGCUGGCCAGACGGGUACCCCAGCGGCCAGGCCAGGCCCGGCCCAGGGUGGCUGGCACAGGAGCAGUGACGGGGGGGGGGGGGGGGGGGGG